AUGGAGCCGAAUGAUCCUUAUCAUAACAAGUUAAAAGAGUUUGAAAUGGAUGGAGGUUAUGGCGAGGAUGAGUUUGUGUGGGCUGCAGAGCAAACCAGUGGUAGUUAUGCGGAUGAUGAUGACUCGGAUGUGUCCACUGUGGAUGAUGAUGAGCUGAAUUUUGAACCAGAAUGGGAGCUUCCGGUUAAAGGGGAGCCUCCAGUUGAAGAGGAGCCUCCGGUGGAUGAGGACGAGGAUGAGGACAAUCAAUGCAAUAGUACUCACUGCCAGGAUAUUCAAUUACGUGCGCAAGGUCAACGUGGUUGUGUCGUCGUACCCUACCCAGAUCCACAUGCUGGCCAACAAAUAACCAAUCAAGCAGCCAACUGUUAUGCUGCGAAUGUGGAAUAUGGGGCUCAAUUCAAUGCAGAGCAGGAGAAUCUGUAUCAUCCUUUCACUUUGAGGAUGGAUUGGGAAGUUGCAAGAUGGGCCAAACUUUGUGGACUUGGUUUGACAGCAUUGUCAGACUUGCUUGCAAUCGAAGGUGUCUGUGAAUGCUUGUCGCUAUCAGUUGUCGCUGGCAAAGCAUUUGAUGUCUAUUACCAUGACGUGAUUGAAUGUGUCAGGUCACUGUACAGUGAUCCUGACUUCGCCAGAUAUCUGGCUUUUGUCCCCGAGCAGCAUUAUGCCGAUGAGGAUAAGACAGUUUGGCUCUUUCAUGAUAUGCAUACAGGCAAAUGGUGGUGGGAUACACAGCACAGUCUAGGUGGCACCAUCAUUCCUAUCAUUAUCUUGUCCAACAAAACACAAUUAACCUUGUUCUGCAACAAGGCUGCUUAUCCCCCUUCACAUGGUGGUCAUAUCCUUCUGGCAUAUUUGCCAUGCACACAACUUGAACAUAUUACCAACAAAGCUUCGCACCGCCAAACUAUGGCAAACUUAUAUCAUGCUUGCUUGCACCGUGUACUCACUCCACUGAAAUCUGUUAGACUUGAUGGACUUUGUAUGGCUAGCGGGGAUGGCGCUCUCUGCUGUUGCCAUCUAUUCUUUGCUAACUUUGUCGGUGACUACCCAGAGCAGCUCCUUGCUACUGGGAUCAAGUUUGGAGAAUGUCCAAAAUGUGAUGUUGAUGCUGAUGAAACAGGUAGCAACACAGCACCAUUUCAUCUAUGGAAAAUGAGCAAGGUGCUUGAUGCCCUCACUGCUCUUGAUGACGGGAAUCUAUCCUUUGUUCGCGCUUGCUCAGCUGCAGGUAUUAAGCCCAUUGUCCAUCCUUUCUGGGAAGAUCUCUCAUUUACCAAUAUUUUCUGUGCAAUCAUACUGGAUGUGUUGCACCAGCUAUAUCAAGGCCUCGUAAAGCAUCUCUUAGGAUGGUUGUCCGCUGCUUGUGGACCAGCCAAGAUAGAUGCUCAUUGUCAGUGUCUUCCCCCCAACCACCAUAUCUGUCUGUUUAGGAAGGGCAUCACUGGCUUGUUGCGUAUAAGUGGGACCAAACUGCGGGGUCUACUUGAUUUUCUCUAUUUCGCACAAUAUCCAUGUCAUAGCUCAGAGACCUUGCAGCUGCUGGAUGAUGCACUCAAUCUUUUUCACAAUAAUAAGUACACCGAACGACUUCACAUUGACGAUGCAAAGGACACUUACUGUGCAACUAAUCACAAAGAUGAACUUGUCCAGAUGACACACUGGCUCGAACAAAAGGAGAAGAUUCUCCGCUAUGAGAAGUACAUUGACUGGCGACUUGCUGGUGAUGUCGAGUCCGAGCCUUACCAUUUGCGUCCUCCUGACAUGACUUUCCAUUGGCUUCAAAAAAUGACAAAGCACCCUAGUGCAAAGGCUGUCAAUAUUGACAAGCUUGUCAAAGACUAUGGCACUACUUAUUUCUGCGAAGUGCUCGCACACUAUAUCACACAACUCAACCACGCCAAUGCCCAUACUCGAACAUUGGAUGUGCUGGCACGCGAUGUCCAUCUCCCAUUCCGAACUCUUCCUUGGCUCUCAGUAGAUAGUUGUGGUCUUGGUGAUGCAGCAGUCACAUUGGACUCUGUGCAUGCCAGACCACAACGGACCUCCAGUUCUUGUCUGUCUGCUCAUCGUUCGGAUACAGCUCUUGUGCGCCUUGGUCCCAAUACAGAUGCUAGUAUGGGUAUGGAAGGUGUUAUGAGUCAUUUUUCAUUACCAUCAAAAUCACUAUCACUCCUCGUUGCACUAACGGUCCAGAUUCCCAGCCACCUAGCUUAUAUUGAAUGGUUCAUGCCAUUCCGUUCAACUCCUGAUCAAUGCCACAGACUUUACAAGCUCUCACGAUCCUUUCGUGGUGGUGAAGAGUUGACGAGUAUUGUACCAUUGGCAAACAUAGUGCGUAGUGUCCAUCUGAUACCAAAUUUUGGUGCCAUCGUCCCACAGGAAUGGACGAGUGACACAGUUCUAGAUGAUUGUAAUACUUUUUGGUUGAACUCAUAUUUAGAUAGAUACACUUUUUGUAAUCUUUAAAUAGUUCUCGAUAAUUGCACUGUAUUUUAUUGUGUCUUAGUAGGUUUACCUCUAAUACUUGUAACUAG
Molecule: messenger RNA, 2537 nt
Organism: Suillus bovinus
Lineage: Eukaryota; Fungi; Basidiomycota; Agaricomycetes; Boletales; Suillaceae
Exons: 9
Coding region: 1-2469 (822 amino acids)
Source: RefSeq, a predicted model, not a curated record